CCGUGCCGCCGGCCGGGCCCUCCCGCCCGGCACCGGUCAUGGCACCGCCCGAGCAGGUCCCGUGCGGCCGACCUGCCUGUCCGCCGGCCGUGCUUCAGUACGCCGAGCAGCUGGUGCGCGAUGUGAUCACGUGCGCUGUCCGAGGACUGCGCGGCGACGCCGAGGAGGUGCGCUCGCAGCGGCACGUGUCGCCCCGUGCGGUACGUGAUGGCGCGCGCGCUGAUGCCCCCGCGGCGGUGGCGGACGUGCCUCAGGGAGAGUCUGAGCCGGCGGCGCCGAGGGGCGCCAGUGCCAGUGACAGUGUGGACAGACAGCAGGGCCCGGAGCGAUGUGAUGUGCCGGCCGGCGCCGAGCCGUGUGAUAUCCCGCUCUCCGGGUGGACAGCCGAGUCGUGUGCCGACACGGGCGCCAGCUCGCCCCUGCGCUCGAGCUGCUGCGGCCUGGCGUCACUAGGUGAUGGCCUGGACGUGAGUGACAGCCCCGUGCCGGACCCGGGCCUGGCUGCCUCGGCCCGCUCCUGGAAGGCUGCCUCCACGGGUGAGCUGCAUCAGCUCAUGGCCUGCUCGGCGGCGGCGGCGGCGGCAGCCGAUGUCGAGUUGAGCACCGCCUUCCUACCGGUGUACGGUGUGUGUGCGGCGGCCGGCCCGCAGCGCUGCCCACCGGCGGCGGCGGCCGGCCCCGACUGCGCGGCCGCCUCCAUUGAUCGUGGCCCGCCGCCGCGGCCGCCGGCGCCAGUGCGGAGUCAGCCGGCCGGGCCGCCACAGCGCCCGCCGCCGCCCACCGCCGUCAUCCCGCGCUGCUGCGCCGACGCCUAUGGGCGGCUCUCGCGGCCGCCCGAGCGCACCUCAGCCGCCGCCGCCGCCGCCCUGGACCCAGCGUCCUCGGCCUCGGAGCCGUUCGCCUCCUGCGCCGGCUCGACGGGCUCGGCGAGCGGCGAGGAGGCGCCGGCGGCGUCCGGCACGGCGGCGGUCUCGUCGGGCCGUCCGGCGCCGCCGGCCGAGCCGGCCUCCGAGGCGGCCAGCACCGACUGCGACCUGCUGGACGUGGACGAACUGUCACUGGACCAGGAGCUGGCCCAGGUGGUCAGCAGCGCCGGCCGCGGCCUCCGCGACGACGUGCUCGACGAGAUACUGGCCACGGCCGGAAGGACCGAGUCGUCGCGCACGGAGACGAGCGUCUCUGAGAAGGACAGCGUGCCGAGCGAUGACGAGGACGAGGGUGAGGAGGACGAGGAGAUUCGGGGGUCGGAUGACGACGAGCAGGAGGCACCAUCCGACUACAAACCAGGCGGCUACCACCCGGUGCGGAUUGGCGACAUGUUCCACGGCCGGUACCACGUCAUCAGGAAGCUGGGCUGGGGACACUUCUCCACCGUCUGGCUCUGCUGGGAUAUACGGGAUAAGCGUUUUGUAGCAAUGAAGGUGGUGAAGAGUGCCUGCCACUACACGGAGACGGCGCUGGACGAGAUCAAACUGCUGAAAUGCGUCCGCGACAGUGACGAGACCGACCCGUUCCGGGAAGGCACCGUCCAGCUCCUGGACGACUUCAAAAUCAUCGGCGUCAACGGCACCCACGUCUGCAUGGUGUUCGAGGUGCUCGGGCACAACCUGCUGAAGCUCAUCAUCCGCAGCAAGUACGAGGGCAUCCCACUGGAGAACGUCAAAUCUAUCAUCAAACAGGUGCUGGAGGGCCUACACUAUCUCCACACCAAGUGUCAGAUCAUUCACACGGACAUCAAGCCGGAGAACGUGCUCCUCUGCGUGGACGAGGCACACGUCCGGCGGCUGGCGGCAGACGCCGCGCACUGGCAGAAGAUGGGACUCAAGCUGCCCGGAUCGUUCAUGUCCACGGCGCCGCAGCAUCUGCAGCAGCCGGACCCGUCCACACUCAGCAGAAACAAAAAGAAGCGUCUGAAGAAGAAGGCCGCCAAGCAGGCCAAGCGUCUGGAGCAGAUGGCCGAGCUGACGGAGCAGUGGGAGCGGGAGCAGACGGAGCAGGCGGCGCUGCGCCAGGAGCCGGCCGCCGCUCCCGCAGAUCCGGCCGGCGCCGACACGGGCUCGGCGGCAGAGAACGGCAGCCGCGCGCCGGCGGCCGACUCGGCCCCUCCCGCCGAGAGGAGGCCGCCCGCCUCGCCCGCCACCCCGGCCGGCAGCCAACAGAACGGCUCCUCCGCGGAAAACUGCGACUCGGCCAAACUGGCGAACCGGCAGAGUUUGGCCAACAUGGAGGAGGCGCUGAUUGAGCACUCGGGGGUCGGUGAGACGGUCACACUGCCGUACGACCUGGAGACGGCCGGCGAGGGUGGCUGUAACGGCCACCGGACGGGCGCGGCCGGCGCCAAGACGACGGCCGCCGGACCGAGCGACGCGCCGCACACAGGCGACGGCCCGACAAUGGGCGACGCGGAAGUCCCAGGUGACACCCCACUACCUGUGCUCGCUGUCCGUCCCCUGUCGUCUGCCGCAGCCGCCGCGCCCGCCGGCCAGUCCUCUCCCGGUCCUGCGCCUGCUCCUGGAUCUCCUGCCGCGGCGGCCGGCCACUCCAGCUCUCCUGCUCCUGGUGCGGACUCUCCCGCCUCGGCCGGCGGUCCUCAGACCAGUGCCGUGCCCCCGGCGCUCGGUCCGGCCGCAGGGGACGGUGUGGAGGCCGACCGUGACCUGACCGAGGUCACUGUGUCGGCGGCCGCCGCCGAGGAUGACCUCGACUCGUCCUGGGUGGACAUCGACGAAGCAGACGGCGAGGAAAUACCUACCGCGCCUGUGCCGUCCUCGUCUAAGGAGUGGAUCAAGCUGGCUCAGACUCCCGCCGCGCCCAGCAGAGGUGACAGCACAGAGCCGGCCGCCGGCGCACCAGUCAAGGAGGAGCGGAAACCCGACCCCGUCCACGAGGUGUGCGAGAUGCGCGUCAAGCUGGCCGAUCUCGGCAACGCCUGCUGGACGCACCACCAUUUCACGGAGGACAUUCAGACGCGCCAGUACCGGUGUCUGGAGGUACUGCUCGGCGCCGGGUACGGUCCGCCGGCCGACAUCUGGUCCACGGCGUGUAUGGCGUUCGAGCUGGCCACGGGCGACUACCUGUUUGAGCCUCACACGGGCCAGGACUACAGUCGCGACGAGGACCACAUCGCGCACAUCAUCGAGCUCGCCGGAGACAUCCCCAAACACAUCAUGUUCAGCGGCAAAUACUCGCGGGACUUCUUCACCAAAAAAGGCGAGCUACGUCACAUCACCAAGCUGAAGCCGUGGGCGCUGCACGAGGUGCUCAUGGACAAGUACGAGUGGCCCGAGCAGAAGGCGCGCGCGUUCGCCGACUUCCUGCUGCCGAUGCUGGCGUUCGACCCGGCGCAGCGCGCCACGGCCGCCGACUGUCUGCGCCACCCGUGGCUGACGGGCGGCAGUGACGGCGGGGACGCCAGUGACGCCGCGGGAGCCGAGGACACCGGCGGCGGCGGCGGCGGCGGGUCGUGACCAGUGACAUUCCGCCGCCCUGCCCGGACACACGAACCCUUGUGAUAGGCCGGCGCCCGCCGCCCGCCCGCCCAGGCGCCGCCACCUAGUUUUGUACAGUGGGCCGAGAGAGUGGCGCGGAGCGCUGCAUGAUGUGCCCACCCAGCCACCCCUCCUGCCCUGCCCCGCCCCGCCCCGUCCUGUCCCCAGUCAGUUGUUCUCCUUUCCCUGCCGGUUCAUGUUCACUUAGAGUUAAGUUGCUGUUUUAAGGAACCUGAAUCAAUAGUGUUUAAUAUAAAAUUCAAGAUACGGUGA
Messenger RNA from Amphibalanus amphitrite, 3761 nucleotides. Its product is annotated as SRSF protein kinase 3-like. NCBI's taxonomy places the organism in Eukaryota, Metazoa, Arthropoda, Thecostraca, Balanomorpha, Balanidae. Gene Ontology annotation, biological process: spliceosomal complex assembly; regulation of mRNA processing; protein phosphorylation. Bases 39 to 3467 code for a protein of 1142 amino acids. Gene Ontology annotation, molecular function: protein kinase activity; ATP binding. The transcript is spliced from 13 exons. The record is from RefSeq and is a predicted model, not a curated record.